Molecule: messenger RNA, 2268 nt
Organism: Peronospora matthiolae
Lineage: Eukaryota; Oomycota; Peronosporomycetes; Peronosporales; Peronosporaceae
Source: the annotation of a GenBank genome assembly
AUGCCAGGGAUGUGGGCAGUCGACAGCGGUGCGAUGCAUCACAUCUGCAACGACAAGGCCAAGUUUUCAAGCCUGAAUGAGCGAGAUAAAGGCAAACUAUCAGUGGCUGAUGGCAGCCAGGCUGCGAUCAAGGGUGUGGGAACCAUCAUGGAACGGGUGGUUCUGCCCAAUGGUGACGAACGCGACAUAGAGAUCAAGGAAGCACUGUUCGUACCAAAUGCAAGUGAAGCGCAAGAAUUCCACACAAGUCGUGACAACAGCGGAUCUCGUCGAUGGACUUUACUGGCUGCGGAAGCCUCAACGAUCGGCAAAUGCAGCAACACGAAUGGGACUAUCGACUUGCAUGCGUGCAUGGGUCAUGCACCCCUCGAAGUUCUGCGCAAGAUGGUGGCCACCGGCAUGAUCAAGGAAGCCAAGGCACCUCUCAACUCGACUGGUCCAAGUGUGUGUCGCAGUUGCCAGCAAGGAAAGAUGAUCCAAAAACCAUUCCCAACCAACCGUGACAAACGCCAAUAUGGUGUGUUCGAGUUGCUGCACUUCGACAUCUGCGGGCCAAUGGAACAAGUCUCGAUCGGCGGCAGCAGAUACUUACUGCUUGUGGUUGACGAAGCCAGCGGUUGCACGAAGGGCUUCUGUCUGCGGUCCAAGUCUGAGAGUGAAGACUGUAUCGAGAACCACAUUAUCAAGAUUCAGACUCAGUUCGGCACGAAGAUCAAGUUUGUUCGGCACGAUGGAGCGCAUGAGUUUGCGACCAACUCCAUCAAGACCUUCUACGAAGAUCAUGGUAUCGAACAACAGGUCACGGUGCCGUAUGCACACCAGACCAACGGCACCGCAGAACGCGCGAUAAAGACCAUCGUCACGAUCGGACGCAGCUUGUUGCAUCACGCAAAUAUGGAGAAGCGUUUCUGGGCUGAAGCGGCAAUAACGGCGAUCUACAUCAAGAACCGCCUGCCUUCACCCAAGAUCGACCACAAGACUCCGUUCGAGAUCGUGUACAAGUCGAAACCAAGUGUCAAGCACAUGCGCGUGUUUGGAUGUCGGGCGUUUAUCCUGACACCAAGGGAGAAGCGAUUGAAGUGGGACCCGAAGGCUCGUGAAGGGAUAUUCAUGGGCUACGAAGAAGCGUCAAAAGCUUAUCGAGUGUACGACAUUGAGGCGGGUCAAGUGGUGAUCAGUCGUGACAUCAUCUUCGACGGAUCGACUUUUGACUUUUCGAUGGACCGACCAAGUGACGAUGAUGAAAAUGCGGAGGUGGACCUCGACCUCCUGGCGAUCAACGAGGACGACGUGCGUCAAACCGUCUACAAGCAGACUGGCAAGCGCAAGAGUGAAGCAAUACCCGGCAUGUCACGUUCAGCUCGCCCUCGAACUGGGUUGGAACAAGCAAGUGCGCCGGAACACGUCUCCAACCGUCACCAGAAACGACGAUCAAGUGCUCCAGAAACGAUGUCUGAUGACGAUGAAGAUGCGAGCGUCUACGAUCAAGAUGACGACUCGACGCCUCCAACAUUUUGGCGUGCAAGUGCAAACGCAGUGGAAGCAACGGACCUAGCAGAACCUGUGACUUUUCAAGACGCGAUCAAUGGUACUGAUCAAGCUCACUGGCGAAAUGCUGUGAAGGCGGAACUCAAGUCGAUGCAUCUUCGUGGAGUUUUCCGUGCGGCAAAACUGCCAAGAGGCCAAGGCGCGAUCGGCACCAAGUGGGUGUUCAAGAUCAAGCGCAAGGCGGAUGGAUUGAUCGAGAAGUUCAAGGCGCGUCUUGUUGCAAAAGGAUUCAAGCAGAAAUACGGCAUCGACUAUACGGAAACGUUCUCGCCGGUGGUGAAGUAUGUGACACUGCGUAUGGUGAUCGCGAUCACCAAGUCUUUCGACUGGCCACUGGACCAACUCGAUGUGGUGACAGUCUUUCUCUACGGAGUGAUGAAGGAGAAGGUGUACUGCAUGAUACCAGAAGGCGUCGAAAUGGAUGGUGACUUUGACUGUUUGGAGUUGGUGGAGGCGAUCUACUGUCUCAAGCAAGCUUCACGUGUGUGGAACGAGACUUUCGAUGAGUUCGUAUGCUUUAUCGGUUUCGAAGUGUCGGCGUUCGACCCAUGUCUCUAUAUCAAGGUUGUCGACGGUCACUGUGUGCUCGUGCUGGUCUACGUGGAUGACGUGUUGGUCACCGGCAGCUCGCUCGAGUUGAUUGCGCAGACGAAGGCCGACCUCAAGACGCGUUUUGAGAUGACCGACAGUGGCAAGUGUACUUUUGUACUGGGCAUCUAA